UUGCGUUACUGCAGCUGUAUCUAUGGGAAUGGCUGGUGACGCGGCGGCCAUGUUGGAUUCGGGCAGCAGCUGUAACUCUCAGGGAAAGAUGUAGGAGCGGGAAGGGGGUCCGCAGACUGUGUCAGGGUGAUAAUGUUUCCUUUUACUCCCUGCGUCUGGCGGUAGCUGGGGCGCUGCGGGCUGUUUAUAGCUUGUAGAACGACUUCCGGUGGAUGGGCGGCCAUCUUUGUUUGGGGCAAGUUGGAACGCACAAGGCAGAAGUCGUCUGUGGGAGAGGGGUUGGGGGGCUUCCGGUUGUAGGAAGAAGGAGGGAAAUGUCUGAUGGAUCCAGUAAUGGGAACCCACCAAAGAGAUGUCCCAGUGUUUCCAUGCAGGAAGAUAAGAGGGACGAUCUGGGAGACCUGAACAUUAUCGUUGUUAAGGAAGAGGUGAAAGAGGAGGAAAUUACGACACCAGUGACGGUGAAAGAAGAGGACGUUUCCCCAGAGAUCAGCACUGGUAAUGAAAGUACCACAUUUCUUGUGAUCGUCCAUUAUGGCGUCUUCCAUGCCGCAAGGUCCCACCCCUGAGGAUUUUGGUGGUAGUUUGACAAGCAGUGAUCUCAUCAUCGCUUCCCUUGAGGACCUGGAAGGCAAAGAUUUUGAGCGUUUUAAAGAUAAGCUGUCAGAUUUCUCCUACAAGGACAUACGUCCAAUUUCACGUGGACCUCUAGAAAAUGUCAAUCGCAUUGUUACAAAGAACCUUCUCAUCAAUUAUUAUGGAGAGGCGGCAGCUCUGGAUGUGACUGUAAAGGUUCUAAGAUUCAUUUCUUUAAUGGGACCAGCUGAGGAGCUCCAGAUGCGGAUUGAACAACACGGUGCAAAGACCAAGCCAUUGGAUAAAAUAAUAGAGGAUUUCAGAAAAAGGUACAUGACUUUAAUGAAAGAAAGAUAUCAGAUUCAUAGAGAUGGAAAUGCCUGCCUAGAUAAGAGGUACACCAAACUAUUAAUAAUAAAGAAACAGCGGAAUAUGAAGGAGAGAGAACAUGAAAUCAUAAGCCUGGGCCAAAGACAUUUAGAGAUUAUGGAUGAACGGUCUUCAAGUCAAUAUUCCCCCAUCACCAUUGAAAGGCUGUUCGAUCCAGAUGAAGAUGGCAUAGUCCCCAAAAUUGUUGUGCUGCAAGGACCUGCCGGGGUUGGAAAAACCAUGACCUCCCGGAAAAUCAUUCUGGAAUGGGCCAAUGGGACUUUUUACCAAGACCAAUUUAAUUUCAUGUUUUACAUGAGCUGUAGGGAGCUUAACACCCUGAGUGGAGACAUAAGCCUAGCUGGACUUUUACGUAAAUUAUGCCAAAUCAGUUGUGAAAGAGACUUUCUCAAGUCAAUCCUAGGUGAUCCUCCAAAACUACUUUUCCUUGUGGAUGGAUUUGAUGAGUUGAGAUGGACUUUAGUUAGCGAUACAGAGGUUUGCGAAGAUCCUUUUCAGGAGACCAGCAAGGAAAUCCUUUUAAAUAGUAUCUUCAGACAAUCCUUUCUUCAGGGAGCUUCCCUAAUCAUCACCACAAGGCCAUACUCACUGGAACAACUAAGCAGACUUUUUCUCUCUCCCCGACAUGUUGAAAUUCUGGGGUUCCUGGGAAGUGACCGUGAGCAAUUUUUCUAUGGUUUCUUUCCAGCAAAAGAAGAAGCCGAGUUUGCUCUCAGUAUUGUGAAGGACAACGAUUGCCUCUUUACCAUGUGUUCCAUCCCGAUUACUUGUUGGAUUGUAUGCACGGUAAUAAAACAACAGAUGUCAGAGAGACAAAGAGAAAUCGAUUGUAAAACCAGCACAUCGAUCUACCUGCUAUACCUGAAGAGUUUAAUUAAAUACCACUGUAGGAGUUCCAACCAACCACUCAUUAAAUGUGUUAGGAAAAUUUGCACGUUAGCCAACGAAGGUGUCUGGAGUCAGAAAAUCCUGUUCGGGGAAGAUGACCUCCAAAGACACGAACUCUCAAUAAAAGACAUUGAGUCGAUCUUUCUAAAUGAAAACAUUUUUCAAAGAGACUUUGAAACUCAAACCUGUUACAGUUUCAUCCAUCUGACUGUCCAGGAGUUCUUUGCUGCCCUCUACUAUGUGGUGGGAAAUAAAAACAAAAUAAUUUCUAUGGCCUCUGCAAAAAAUGCCCCAAUAAAGAAGCUUCUGGAAGAAGGGAAGAACAAGUCACACUUAGAAUUAACAACACAGUUCCUGUUUGGCCUUUUCGGUGAAAAACAACAAAAAGAAACAGGGAAAUUUCUGGGCUAUGAUCAGUUUUCCUUUAGGGAAAAUUCUGUGAUGGUGGAUUGGCUGAUAAAGAACCAUUACAGAGUGAGUUUCAAGUACUUAAAUGAGACUCAGGAUGAGGAUUUAAUCGGACGGGUAAUGUCUCACUUUCCAGCUAUAACGGUUGUCAAUCCAGGACAUACCUUUGACUACAGGGCUUUGUCUUACUGUUUAAAGAACAGCAGAAGCGAGCACCAAAUUAGUUUUAUUAACUGCAAAAUAGGCCCCAAAACACGGGUCCUUUUGUCUUCAGCUCUCCACAAGUGUUCAAGUGUUCGAUUUAGACACUGCUUUAUUCUGGGCAAUGAAGGUGAUGAAAAGUUGCCUUAUACCAACUCCAGUCUUUCAGGUUUAUUUAAUUCUCAAUGUGGAAUUCAGACACUACAGUUGUAUGAAUGUAGCCUGAAGUCAUAUUGCUGUGAAGAUCUGUGUCCUGUGAUUGCAAACAAGUCUCUGGCCAGGCUGAGCCUCUCACGUAAUUAUCUGCAAGACUCUGGAAUAAAACUUCUAUGCAAGGGGUUAACAGACAAGGAUUGCGUUCUGCAGGAACUGAGCCUGUAUGAAUGUGGUUUGACAUCAAACUGUUGCGCUGACCUCUGCUCUUUUAUUACUACAAACCGAACUCUGACCAUGCUGGAUCUGUCCAAGAACACACUGGAUGACUUUGGAUUAAAAGUUCUGUGUGAGGGACUUAGACAUCCAGGUUGUACUGUACAGGAUCUGAGAUUUGAGGCGUGUCAAUUCCUCCCAUCCUACUGUGAAGAUCUUGCCAACAUUAUUACUGCAAGCCGAUCUUUGAAAUCCAUUAACUUAUCAUCAAAUGACCUGCAGGAUUCUGGAGUAAAAUAUCUGUGCCAGGGGCUCCAACAUCCUGAAUGUGCCCUGCAGGAGUUGAGGUUGAUGUACUGUGGCCUAACAUCGUCCUGCUGUGAUGAUCUUCGCUCCAUUCUCAUUGCCAAUCGAACGCUGAUCAAACUUCUGUUAAAAGGAAAUACCCUGGGGAAUGCUGGAAUAAAGCUUAUGUGUGACGGACUCAAACAUCCAGGUUGUACCUUGCAGGAGUUGAGACUGGAGUCUUGUGGACUGACAUCAUAUCGCUGUGAGGACAUUCGGUCCGUUAUUACUACAAACCGGUCUCUCGUCAAACUAGACCUGACUUUGAAUCAUCUGAGUGACUCUGGAAUAGAAUCUCUAUGUGAAGGACUUGGACACCCAGGCUGUAUUCUGCAGGAACUGCUGAUCACUAAAGAAAACCUAACAAGGAAUUUGGUUUCGGAUUUAGAAAAUGAAAAGCCAAAAAAGACAUUUCUGCCAAAAUGGUUUUGGAGAAGUAAACCAGGCAACGUGCAGACUGUCGCCUCUCCCAAAGCCCCAUCAAAAUGAACGUUUUUUUUAUGGAAUGUUUGAAAACAUUUUGAACUUUUAACAUUUUUAUGGACAUUUGAUGCUUUUGUAAAAUAUUUGGCAGCAACGUGAACACAAUGGCUGAGCUGUGCACUGGGUACCCGAGUCGAAUUGCUUAUCAGGUAGAUAUUUGCCAGCACACCAAGGAUCGGCACAGAGUGGCGUCCAAACGAGUAGUUUAUUGCAUGAUUACAACACAAGAAAAGUGCAAAGUUUCGGAGUCACGCAGGACCCCUUCGUCAGGCAGGAACGUGUGCGAUGGGAAUAUGAAACAUUACAUGAAUUGCUUAUCAGGAUGCUUUCUACAUAAAAUUUGCUUUUUUUUAAAGAGUUUCCUUCAAGUGA
Messenger RNA from Rana temporaria (common frog), 4032 nucleotides. Its product is annotated as NACHT, LRR and PYD domains-containing protein 3-like. Gene Ontology annotation, cellular component: cytoplasm. Lineage: Eukaryota; Metazoa; Chordata; Amphibia; Anura; Ranidae. The transcript is spliced from 15 exons. Gene Ontology annotation, molecular function: protein binding. The record is from RefSeq and is a predicted model, not a curated record. Bases 535 to 3666 code for a protein of 1043 amino acids.